This is a messenger RNA of Coccinella septempunctata (seven-spotted ladybird), 572 nucleotides long. RefSeq lists its product as uncharacterized. The transcript has 3 exons. Bases 111 to 491 code for a protein of 126 amino acids. Gene Ontology annotation, cellular component: extracellular region. Gene Ontology annotation, molecular function: chitin binding. Lineage: Eukaryota; Metazoa; Arthropoda; Insecta; Coleoptera; Coccinellidae. The record is from RefSeq and is a predicted model, not a curated record.
AUCACAAAAAAAACAUGAUGCAGUAUUGUACAAGCCUACCGAUCAACAAGUGAUAAUUUGAGUAUAGUUCUAUUAAUUUUUUCAUUGCUUUCAGGGAUUGUUGAGUAAGCAUGCUCAUUUUUUUGCUUGGAUUCAUCCUUGGCAUAGAAAUACUGCAGGCUCUCUAUCUCCAACCGAAUCUGGUUCCCAACAGGCAUAAGAGGGAUAUAGAAGCUGAGAACAUAACCUUUACCUUCGAAUGCAAAGGCAGAGCAAUAGGAUUUUACGCCGACGUCGAGCACAACUGCCACAUUUUUCACAUGUGCGAUGAAGAUGGUAGAAGAGUUCCACACAUGUGUGCAAACGAUACUAGCUUUAAUCAGGAAUAUAGAAUUUGUGACUGGGAAUACAAUUUCAACUGUUCUGAGGCACCAAUGUGGUAUUACCUAAAUGAAUUGACCUACGCAACUGACAAACCAUUUGAGGAGGAUUAUGAUUAUGGUGGAGAAUAACUGCAGUUCGAAUACAUCCUUGUUCAUGUAAAAAUUGUAAAUGUAUAUUUAUUUUUUGAAUUAAACGAUUAUGGGAAAAUA